CCGAAAUUGAUAGUGAGAAUUUCGUCAAGAAUCAUCUCAAAAGAUCAAUCCAGAUGAAAACCGGCCAAAAGCUACUCGUCUACAACCCAAGAUUCGAGGGUGCCAGCGAUUUCUACUUUGCUGAUUUUGAUGACGACCUCGUUGAUGCCUUCCCACUCAAAAUGCCAUUGGUAUCUCGUCAUCGCGACACAUCCGUAUACGGUUCUUGUAAUGGUUUGUUUCUCAUGGGUAUGGAUUCUAUGGAUUUUAAAGUUGAAUACCAAAGUUUGGAUCUUUACAUAUGGAAUCCAUUUACCAGGCGCUAUAGGAAAUUACCGCCUUGUCCAGUCCAGACCCUUUCUGGGUAUGGAGAAUUCAAGUGCUGUGGUUUAGGGCAUGAUUCUGCUUGUGAUGACUAUAAGGUUGUGAUGAUUUCGAAGGCUGAUGACUCCAAUCAAGUCUGGGUUUUUGGGUUGAAAUCAGAUUUUUGGAGGAGGAGCCGAGAUUUGGAAGAUGAAGUAACCACAUCAGCGGGGUGUUUUGCAAAUGGUGCUCUGUACUGGAUGUGUAAAAAUAAGUGUGUUGGUUUUGAUCUCGAGAAGGAGGUGUUCUUUGUCAUUCCGCUAUUGUCUGAUUGUGGCCCAGCAGCUUUCUUUUUCGAUUCCUUCGAUUCGUUGGUGGUUUUCCGAGGUAACCUUUAUUUUCGUACAUUGGUUGAUGAAAAGGUAGAAUAUUACUUGCUUGUGAGUGAUGUGAGUGAUAAGGGUGGAGAAGUUGUAGGAGUUAGUUGGAGGAAAGAGUUCACUAUAGAGAAUGUCGAGAAUAUUUUGCAUGAUGUAUUUCCGCUCCUGCCUUUGGCUUAUUCAAAAGAUGGGUGUAGCAUUCUGCUUCACGACUUAAGUGGGGUUUUUUGGUAUAACCUUAAAAACAGAACAAACCAAAGGGUGAUUAUUGCUGGGUUGCCUGAUGUUCCAUGGUCCAGAUACAAUGUCUGUUGGGAAAGUCUUGUUUCUGUUGGCAAGGAUAGUGCAUUUGAUGGAGCAGCUGAGGAAGUGAGAAUAGACGAUUUAGAGGAGUAGAACAAUAUGAAGCUGCCUUCUUUUAGAAGCUCAAGCUUGUAAAGACAAAUAGCUGUUGUGAUGUAAUGAAUGGAUAUGCUUUUGGUUAGCGAGUAUGAUUGUAUUUCAAUGAAAUUCCAUGUCAAUCCAAUUUCUGUUUUAGCCCUUCUCCUUAUCAAUCCCAAUUUAGUACCUUUUGUGGAAUUUUGGAUGGUUUGAAAUGGGACAUGGGAAAUUUCCCUUUUAUCUAUUUUGGAACUCUGCUUUAGACAUGUAUCACGUAUGGCAGUGUAUGUUAUAUAAGCUUUUAUUGGUUAAUCCUCAGAAACAUGUUGAAAACUAAUUUUUGGCAUAGCAGAAUGCAUGUGUGUUGUGCGCAGCAAAGUGUGGGGCAACAUGUGAACGCCUAUCUUUCUUGAGUGUUUGACUGUGUGUUUACUGUUUAGUAACUGUGUUUGGGCAGCUAUAAUUAUGAAUUAGGUAUCCAAUGAGUUCCUCAAUGCUGUAGUAGGACAGCAAAGGAAGGUGUCAUCUUACAUUGAAGGUGAGAUUUGUUUUGGCAGCAGCACUGUACUUCCGUGGAUGACAGCAAAGGAAUCACUGUUUGUUUAUGCAGAAAAGCAAGCCUUCUAAGGUAGUCAGUAAAAUGAUUUUGCAAUU
This is a messenger RNA of Rubroshorea leprosula, 1697 nucleotides long. NCBI's taxonomy places the organism in Eukaryota, Viridiplantae, Streptophyta, Magnoliopsida, Malvales, Dipterocarpaceae. The record is from the annotation of a GenBank genome assembly.